CUAGGCUCCUCCCAUUCAGCUGAGCGGUUGUAUCGCUAUUCAUGCAAGAUGAUCAACUAAGCUUUCAUUAUGAAGAAAUACAAACUGAACAAGCGGGAGAAUCAAACAGAUGUCCUCUCGCUCACCAAUAUGGCGAUGUUGGAUGGUUUGCGCUGCAAUCAGCAAUUACUGUGCUCAAUAUAGCAGCAAUUACGACCAAUACUUUUUUCAUCGUCAUUUGUGCACGCUCCGGUGUGAUGCAUAAAAAUAUGCGUUUGAUGUUGUCGACGAUCUCGUUAUGUUUGGCUGUGAAUGCUUGUGCUGGAUUGCUCUACAACGUUUAUUUUCUCUAUCUCGGAUCCCAUGGAUUCCCCGACGAACCACAAAGGAACCCGUGGUGCUCCGUGAUCAACACCCUGAUGGUGCCUUGGGAUGCGGCUACAUGUCUUCUGAUGGUUGGAGUAGGAACAGAAAGGUUAAUUGCCACUAGGAAACACGUCCCCAACGCGGUAAUAUCCGAUAGUGUGAAGGUAAUUUUUCUUCUCGCUGUAUGUGCGGCUGCAUUUGUCACAAUCAACUAUGUCAUGAACUUGACGGACCAAGGGGUUUGCAUCUGCGACGGCGCUUCUCUUCCGGAUCGGUACGCAAUGCUUUUCCGAAUUUGCAUCUGCACCAUGGUCGAAGUAGGCACAAUCUCGCUUUUCGGCUACGUUCUGAUUCUCUCAAGGUCGGAAGCUGAUGGAAUGGGUAUAAAUAUAGCCAAAUACUCGUUGAGCAAGCGAUUCCAGAUACAUGAGACAUACCGUACAACACAAAUGCUGUUGCCUUGCGCUGUGCUUCACGCUGUGCUCUAUCUCUCCUAUCUCUGCCUACUAAUACCCAUUAGGGAUAUAAGAGCUGAGAAAACUUUGACAGUUGGGCAGUUCAACCUCUCGUGUAUCAUUUUUGCUUUCCCAUCCAUGUAUGGCUUGGCAUAUCCUUUGAUAUGCCUUACACGACACUUCUAUCUGAGGCAACGUGUAGAUGAUCUUCUUGGAACGAUUCUUCAGAGGAAUCCACCUAUAACUCUCAAUCCAGCACCGGACGAUGGAGAUGCUAUGCGAAUGACACCUGAACUAAGCAGCACCCAUAGUUUUCGCUCCGAACAUGAUCGGCGAGUCGAUUUUCAUGUAGCUCCUGAACGUCAUGCAGAAAUCUUAGCCACAUUCUGGGACAGAGAAGAAAACGGUCAACGUGCCAAAUUAUAACUUUUCCGUUAUUUCCCGUUCCGUGAUAAAUUCAUGUUAAAUACAGUCGUCGAUCUCAUGUUUGAUGCAUCUGGUUCUAGGAACAUCGCUAUGGGUUGUGAGUAGUGAAUACAGUAUCCGUAUUUCUGUAAAUAAAUCGUUC
Messenger RNA from Cylicocyclus nassatus, 1368 nucleotides. The record is from the annotation of a GenBank genome assembly. Lineage: Eukaryota; Metazoa; Nematoda; Chromadorea; Rhabditida; Strongylidae.